GCUGCCAGCAGUGCUUCACCAGGCUCAGCUCCAGCAGAGCAGGAGAGAGAGGAUUUUUACCUGCAACUAGCUCCCCAUCAGGCACGAGCGUGGGAGGAGCAGAAGAGGAGCAGGCAGGACAAGGCAGUGUCAGGCAUCUCAGGCACAGGGCCAGCAUGGCAUCUCUGCUGGACAACAUAGCCAGACCUUCUGCUGUCAUUUUGCAGCUCUCUGUGGUGCUUGGUGUCAUCUUCGUGCUGCUGAAGGUGGCCCAGUUCUGCAAGGAGAGGAAGAAACUCAUCAAGGCUCUGGAGGCAUUCCCUGGUCCCCCGAAACACUGGCUCUAUGGCCACAAUCACCUGUUAAAUACCACUAAAAUAUUAAAUCAGAUCGUGUCAUGGGGAGAAGAAUACCCCUAUGCCUUUCCCAGAUGGCUUGGACCAGUCCUGCCUUCCCUAGUAAUCCACCAUCCUGAAUAUGCCAAAAGCAUAUUUGGCCAAACAGAUAGCAAGUCUGAUGUACCCUACAAAUUCUUAGUUCCCUGGAUCGGGCAGGGACUGCUGAACUUGGAGGGAACCAAAUGGUUCCAGCAUCGGAAGUUGCUCACACCAGCCUUUCAUUACGAUGUGCUGAAAUCUUAUGUGGCCCUGAUGUCAGAAUCGGUCAAAGUGAUGCUGGAUAAAUGGGAAAAGAAGAACACAGAGAGGAAGUCAGUGGAGAUCUUUCAAGACAUCAGCUUGAUGACGCUAGACAGCAUCAUGAAAUGCGCCUUCAGUUGUAAUACCAACUGUCAGACUCAGAGGUCAGUGCCUAAGCUUUCAAAUUCUGGGAAAGCAAACUAUUAUAUCAGAGCUGUUUAUGACCUGAGCUACCUCAUAAGCAAUAGAAUCCAGACUUUUUCUUACAAGGAUGUCUUCUAUGACUUGACUUACAAAGGCCGUGAGUUUCGGGAUGCCUGCAAGCUGGCCCACACCCACACAGAUAAGGUAAUAAAAGAAAGAAAGAGGUUGCUCUCCAAUGAGAAGGAACUUGACAAGAUCCAGAAGAAGAGACACCUGGAUUUUCUGGACAUUCUUCUUUGUACCAAGGAUGCAAAUGGAGUUGGGCUAUCUGAUGAGGACCUGCGUGCCGAGGUGGACACGUUCAUGUUUGCAGGUCAUGAUACCACGGCCAGCGGGAUCUCCUGGCUUUUCUACUGCCUGUCAUUACACCCAGAGUACCAGCAACGGUGCAGGGAGGAGAUCCAGGGGAUCUUGGGAGACCGAGAUACCAUUGAGUGGGAGGACCUUGGGAAGAUGACUUACACAACAAUGUGCAUCAAAGAGAGCUUGCGUCUAUUCCCACCGGUUCCUUCUGUGUCCCGAUACCUCUCUAAACCUGUCACAUUUCCUGAUGGACGCAGCUUGCCAGCAGGCUGCCAGGUUGGAGUGAACAUAUUUGCUAUUCACAGGAACCGGGAUGUGUGGGAGGACCCUGAGAUUUAUGAUCCCCUGAGGUUUUCUCCGGAGAACUCAGCACAGAGGCACUCCCACGCUUUCAUGCCUUUCUCUGCUGGAUCCAGGAACUGCAUCGGGCAGCAGUUUGCCAUGAAUGAGAUAAAGGUAGCGCUGGCCUUGACCCUGCUCUGCUUCGAGCUCUGCCCCAACCCGUCCAUGCCUCCCACACCGAUACAGCAGCUCAUCCUCAAGUCCAGGAACGGGUUCCACCUGCAUUUGAAGAAGAUUCACUGA
Molecule: messenger RNA, 1709 nt
Organism: Haliaeetus leucocephalus (bald eagle)
Lineage: Eukaryota; Metazoa; Chordata; Aves; Accipitriformes; Accipitridae
Product: cytochrome P450 4B1-like
Exons: 12
Coding region: 156-1709 (517 amino acids)
Molecular function (GO): oxidoreductase activity, acting on paired donors, with incorporation or reduction of molecular oxygen; iron ion binding; monooxygenase activity
Source: RefSeq, a predicted model, not a curated record